Messenger RNA from Leucoraja erinaceus (little skate), 5787 nucleotides. RefSeq names its product sacsin-like. The record is from RefSeq and is a predicted model, not a curated record. Bases 959 to 5776 code for a protein of 1605 amino acids. The transcript has 6 exons. NCBI's taxonomy places the organism in Eukaryota, Metazoa, Chordata, Chondrichthyes, Rajiformes, Rajidae.
AAUUUAACCCUUAUAACUAAUGAGUCUAUUCAGACUGGUUGGAAUAGUCUUUCUGGUCUUUUUAAUUUGUGCAUUAAAGCAGAAGAAAAUUCAAUGAUAAAACACAUUGUAUAGCCAAAUAAAUUUAUUCUGCUGGGCAUGCAAUUCUAUUUUGAAAUCCAGUCCCUUCUCAGUGUUCCCUAAUUCUAGCUCUACCGAUUGGCAUAGAAGAUAAUUCUUGGAACAUAUUUGAGUUCCUCUUUUUUUAUUGAAUCUAUUUUAAAUUUGGGCCUAAAAAUUAUUUGGCCCCAUGCCCCCAAAUACACUGGAUUGCACAAAUUAAAACAUAUUUAGAUGGCAUUAACCAAUUUUGCACAUAUUUUCAAGUGAGUUCGCAUCAUUCUCAGACCAUGUAUAAAUUGUAGGAUGAAAUUCAAAAAUAUGCAACUGAGUUGCAAACAAAGUAGAAGGAAAGGGGGAGAAUUUUAUCACCUUUGCCUCCAAUCUCCACCCUGCCCUCAAAUUCACAUGGACUGCUUCUGACACAUCACACUGCCUCGGAAAGCAGCAAACAUAAUCAAGGAGCACCCACACCCUGGUCAUUCUCUCUUUUCUCCUCUCCACAGUCAAGACUGCACUGUUCGCAACCAACAUGUCGUUUAUUUUUAUACUAAGCAGUCCCUGGACUAUGAUGGCACAGCAGUAAAAUAAAAUAAUUGGGUGUUGCAAUUAAAGAAAGAAGCCAUGGUACAACAUUCAUUUGGAAUGAAAGUACAAGUGAUAGAUUAUCUUUUAUUGAUAUAGGAAGAAAUUUGGUGCAACUGCUCCACCAUUUAUUGAUUACCUGAAAGAGAUACUGCGUCGAUACCCCGAUGGAGGCCAGAUUCUUAAGGAAUUACUUCAAAAUGCGGAUGAUGCAGAAGCCAAUGAGGUGGUGUUUAUAUUUGACGAAAGAACUUACGGGUCAACAUCUUUGUUUAUGAAAGAUCUUAAGAAGUUUCAAGGUCCAGCUCUAAUAGUGUACAAUGAUUCCGUGUUCUCAGAAGAGGAUUGGCAUAGUAUUCAGACUACAGGAGUCAGUAAUAAACGUAAUGAUCCCAGCAAAGUUGGCCAAUUUGGCCUUGGAUUCAAUACUAUUUAUCACAUCACAGAUGUACCAAGUAUAUUCAGUGGUAAAUAUAUUGGUAUACUUGACCCACAACAAAAGCUGUUUGGAGAACAGGAAGCAGGGUAUAUAUGGUCUCUUGAUGACCCUGACGACAAAAAGGUUCUUGAACACUCCAAAGAUCAGUUCAGACCAUUCAAAUAUGCCAUGGAAGUUAUUGGGACAACAACAUGGAUUAAUGCAUUAAAAGAGAAUUAUUUCAAAGGAACAUUGUUUCGGUUUCCAUUGAGAACUGAACCUUCAGAAAUAUUAGCUGGCUUGUAUGAUAGAGAUAAAAUUUUUGAUCUCUUUGACUCCUUCAGAGCAGAUGAAGAUAUGAAUCUUUUGUUUCUCAGAAAUGUUUCAUCUGUCUCAAUUAAGCAUGUUGACAACAGUGGAAAUGUGAAGGACCUUUCAAAAAUAGCAGCCUUGCAACCUGAACACAUGCCCUGUUUUAAUCGGAACGUAGGUGUUCAAAGCCAAGAACUAGUCUCUAAGGUUAAAACUUCUACCAGUAUCAGAGCUAUUUCUCAAUUCUUUGUAAAAGAGAAGAAUCACAAUCACUGGUUAAUAACAAAUUGCACAGGCAUUAGAGGUGAAUUGGGUAAAUUAGAUGAUCUGGCUGAGAAGCUGAGUUAUACACCAUGUGUUGGAUUGGCCUUUCCUUUGAAUAAACUAGAAUCUACAGAAACUAGUACAAGAACAGAUUUUGAAGGGCGUCUUAAUUUCUUUCUACCACUUCCAAAUAAUGAGGCCAACAAGACAGGAUUGCCAGUCCAUAUAAAUGCGUUCUUUGGACUUUCAGACAACCGGAGACAUAUAAAGUGGAUCGAAUCAGACCAAAGAUAUGAUGAAGCAGCACAAUGGAACGAGCUCCUGAUAGACAAGAUCCUUCCCUAUGCCUAUUGCCAACUUAUCUUGGAUGCCAUUACUCUGACUAAAACCUCAGUGUUAAAACCUUUAUCAGUGUAUCAUAUAUGGCCAGACCUUGAGAAAAUGAAUCAUAAAGACCGUUGGAUUAAGAUAUCUAAAGAAACCAUAAAAUCUUUGAUGAAACUUGAUACACUGUGCUUGGCUGCCAAUGAAGAAAACUGGAUAUCUGCUACCAAAGGCAUAUUUUUACAGUGCUAUGAUCGGCUUGACAUGAUGCAGGCAAUUGAAAAUGUUUUGAUAAAAGAGGCUCAACCUUUGGUUAGAAUCCCAGUUCAUAUAUUCAAGGCCUUGAAAUUUGCCUUGGGUAAUCAUAGUGAAUUAAAUGUAAUCACUCCAACAUCCCUCCGAAACAUUCUUCAGCAUUGUGAUUUGUAUACUUUCCCAUAUGAACAAAAAUUACUACUUCUAGAAUAUGUUUUAAGUGAUGAGCAAUACAGUUCCCUCAACAACCUUCCACUACUGCCACUCACCAAGGGAUCCUUUGUAAGAUUUCAGAUCAGUUCCUGUGAAGAACUCGUGUUUACUGACUCAGCAAAAUUUCCAAGGAUUUUGCUUCCAGGUUUUGAGGAGAGAUUUCUACCUGAAGAUCUUAAUGAUACAUUGUCGGACCAUCUAAAGAAAAUAGCUUACAGUCAAAUAUUUGCAAAUGUCAUCUGCUUGAAUGUGAAUGCUGUGCGGGAGUACAUUCGAAAAGCUCUUCCUGAAGACUGGACUAAAACACUUGGUCAUGUAACAUGGGAUCUCAUAAAUAGACAGCACCCUCCAGUGCACUGGCUUUCAGGAUUUUGGGAUUUCCUGAAUAACAAUUGUAAAACGCUAGAGAAAUUUGAAGGGUUACCACUCAUACCACUCAACUCACUUAAAGAUUGUGUGAACAGUAUCCAACUCGCACAUUUAUCGAAGAACAUUACGACAAUUUUUCGAAUGCAAAAUGGUUACAAUUUACCAGAUACAAUUGCAAGUAUAAUUACGAGAGUUGGAGGCAGUAUUGUUCAAGACUGUGACGAAUUUCUAAAGCAUCAGCAGUUAUCUGAGUAUGUAUUUUCACCCAAUCCAAAUAAUGUUUUAAAAGUAUUUUUGAAUCUGGGUUGUGAUCGAGUAGUAAAAGAGAUUGGUAGUAUGUCAAUUGACGACAGAAGAUCUUUGAGAGGUUUUCUUGCUGAAGCAUCCAUUUUUGAGACGGAUGAGAUAAAUAUGUUAUUCAAGUUACCAAUCUUUCACCAGAUGACUUCCCUUCGGCCUACAAGUAAAGGACUUAUCACAGCUGGAACACACGGAGCCCUGAGCAAUGAUGUGUAUCCUGAGAUCCCAGAUGAUGUGCCUCUACCAGAAACGGUACUUAAAUGUGUUGAUGAAAAUGACAGGAAACUGCUGCUGAUGAAAGGAAAGUUAAUGACAGCAGCAGAUGUUGCUUUGCUUAUGAUGAAGGGAAUAGAGACCCAAAAGUAUGAGCCUGAACAAAUUGAAAAGGUGAUGCUCUGGAUUCUAAAAAAUAGUGAGGUACUUUUUAAACAGAAGCCAGAAUUAUUCAAUAGGUGCAAAACACUUCGAUUUUUAACUUCAAAGGACAAGGUUGUCGAAGCUUCUACUUUAUUUGAUCCAAAUAAUGAGGCUUUUCAGCAUCUCUUUCAGCCAGAAUAUCAGCACUUGUUUCCCCCUCCACUUUAUUGUAAGGAUGAGAAAAGUUUACAGACAUUGCAAAAACUUGGGCUGAAGUCAAAAGAAGACAAUAUUUCACCAGAUGACCUUUUAAAGGUUGCGCAAUUGAUAAAUAAACAACACAACCAUACCAGUGACAUUGACUGUCUUUGUAAAAAAGCAGAAGCUUUGAUUAAAUUGUGCAAUACAACUUCAGUUUUGGCGAUCAGUUCUUAUCAAACUGUGGAACAAUUAUGUUCUUUGCAGUGGGUGCCCUGUAACAGUCGCCAAAAAGCAUUGACAGAACAUAAGAAAGAAAAGAUUGAUUUUAAUAAACUUGAAGAUGUAAGAGAUUCAAGGUAUGCUAACCUCGUUGGGCUAGUGAUGCCACUUACUGACAAGUUUACAGAGAAGGCAGGCAAAAUCUUGGGACUGCUGAACUUACCACCAGCUGGGAAGGUAGUUGAACAUUUCCUAUUAAUAAUUGACCAGAUGUCCAACGUCAGCAACACUCAACACAAUUUCCUGGUGGAUUUGCAAACCAUAUAUGAUUACAUGCAAAAAAAUCUUGGUCAAUUUAAGUCACUCCUCUUGGCUAUCGAACAGCCAUGGGUAUGGAAUGGGGCUGGGUUUGCACACCCUCAAAGUAUUGUUUUCUCCUAUCCUGAGGAUUUGGAUCUCAGUGGUUAUGUCAGGAAAAUCCCAAAGGAAAUAUCUCAGUACAGAGAGUUACUACUUGAAUGUGGGGUGAAAACUGGCUACAGCAACCGUGAAGUUAUUCAAAUACUUUAUCAGAUAAGAGAUAAUACAGUUAAAACAAAUGCUGGCUAUGGUAACCCAAAUGAAUUGAGGACUAUUAUUUCCAUAUUAGAUUGGAUGCGUAGAAAUAACAUACCACCAAAUAAUGACCUUCCUGUGCCUGUGUGGAAAGGCACCCAGGGUGGAUUCUGCUUGACACCAUGUUCCAAGGCUGUUUUAUGUGAUUUAGAUAAGGGAGCAUUGGAGGCAUUUAAUAAAUGUGAAGAAAAUAUUCAUAUUCUUCAUAAAGAAAUAAGCGUUGCCAUUAUUGAGUGGCUUAAUGUGCCCCCUUUAAGCAGCAAGAUGCAGCAUUCUGAAUUAAUUGGAAUUGAGCAAUAUGGCCAGGUGGAGCCCAUUGUACUGAGAAUUAAGAACAUUUUGAAAGAAUAUGAUCAGGAACAUGAUCUCUUCAAAGAGCUGCUUCAGAAUGCCGAAGAUGCUGGUUCUGCGCUUUGUAGUUUCCUAGUAGACAUGAGACAACACAAAGAUUCACCAGAAAGUCUAAUUGAUCCUGGUAUGGCUUCAUGCCAUGGACCAGCACUCUGGUCAUACAACAAUGAGUGUUUCACUGAUGAAGAUUUCCACAAUAUAACUAGAAUUGGAACAGCUUCGAAAGAAAACCAAGUUGAUAAGAUUGGUAAAUUUGGUCUUGGAUUUAAUUCAGUUUAUCACAUAACCGAUGUACCAUCGAUCCUCAGUGGAAAAUAUUUACUUAUAUUCGAUCCAAACGUUACCCAUCUCAAGAAAUAUAUUCAUUCUGUAUCGAACCCUGGAAUAAAACUUGAUCUUUUUGAGCAUAAACGAUUAAUUCAAAAAUUCCCUGGACAGUUUAACCCAUACAAUGGAAUAUUUGGAUGUAAUUUUAAAAUUUCCACUGGAGAAAAUUUCUAUUAUGAUGGGACUCUCAUUAAGUUACCCUUCAGGACUCCAGAGGAGGCUGCAGUAUCCGGGAUCUCCAACAAGUAUUAUAAUCAGAAACACAUCAUGACUUUGGUGGAUAGUUUCAAACAGACAUCAAAAGAUCUCAUCAUAUUCUUAAAGAACGUGAGAAAGGUUUCACUGAAAUUUAUUAACGAGCAUACAUCUCACGAAAACCAGCUAAUCUCUGUUUUCAAAAUGGAAAGGCAAAUAAUUAACAUCAUUGAAAUGGCAGAUAAUUUCCCACUAAAGAAAAUGCAAGAAAAUGCUGUGAACAUAUUGGAGAGCACAAAUAAAUUCUCUAAAAAAAAUCAGAAAUCUGAGGAUCUCAACUAUCAUACAGAUUACAGAAGAAACAAUCGAUAAUCCCAGUCAUG